This is a messenger RNA of Phialemonium atrogriseum, 1059 nucleotides long. Its product is annotated as Deoxyhypusine synthase. Gene Ontology annotation, biological process: peptidyl-hypusine biosynthetic process. Gene Ontology annotation, molecular function: deoxyhypusine synthase activity. The coding region runs from base 1 to 1059 and encodes 352 amino acids. Gene Ontology annotation, cellular component: cytoplasm. The record is from RefSeq and is a predicted model, not a curated record. The transcript is spliced from 3 exons. Lineage: Eukaryota; Fungi; Ascomycota; Sordariomycetes; Cephalothecales; Cephalothecaceae.
AUGGGUUCCAAUCUCCCCCCCACACAGGCCAAGGAUGCCGUCCUGGUAAAGUCGGUCGAGAUGCCUCAGGGGGCGCAGAAGGUCGAGGAGCUCGACUUCAACAAGUUCAAGGGCCGCCCCAUCACGGCCGAGGAUCUCUACCUGGGGAUGAGGCACAUGGGCUUCCAGGCAUCCUCGGUCGGCGAGGCCAUCCGGAUCAUCAAUGAAAUGCGGGCGUGGCGUGACCCGGAGACCGGGGAGAAGACGACGAUAUUCCUCGGAUACACGUCUAAUCUGAUCUCCUCUGGCCUGCGCGGGGUCUUACGGUACCUCGUCGAGCACAAGCACGUCUCGUGCGUCGUCUCAACGGCGGGGGGCAUCGAAGAGGACUUCAUCAAGUGUCUCGGAGACACGUAUAUGUCGUCUUUCAGUGCGGGCGGGGCAGAGCUCCGCUCCAAGGGCCUCAACCGCAUCGGCAACCUGGUCGUACCCAACGCAAACUACUGCGCCUUUGAGGACUGGGUUGUCCCCAUCCUCGACACGAUGCUGGAGGAGCAGGAGGCGAGCAAAGGGACCGGCGAAGAGAUCAGCUGGACGCCCUCCAAGGUGAUCCACCGGCUCGGCAAGGAGAUCAACGACGAGAGAUCAGUCUACUACUGGGCCUACAAGAACAACAUCCCCGUCUUCUGCCCCGGCCUGACGGACGGCAGCCUCGGGGACAUGCUGUACUUCCACACCUUCAAGUCGUCCCCUCGGCAGCUCAAGAUCGACAUCGUCGAGGACAUCCGCGGCAUCAACACCAUCGCGGUCAAGGCCAAGCGCGCCGGCAUGGUCAUCCUCGGCGGCGGGAUCGUCAAACACCACAUCGCGAACGCGUGUCUGAUGCGCAACGGCGCCGAGUCCGCCGUCUACAUCAACACGGCGCAGGAAUUCGACGGCAGCGACGCGGGCGCCCGGCCCGACGAGGCCGUGUCCUGGGGCAAGAUCAAGGUCGGGGCUGACCACGUCAAGGUCUACGUGGAGGCCACGGCGUGUUUCCCACUCAUUGUCGCCAACACCUUUGCCAAGGAGGAUGCAUAG